Molecule: messenger RNA, 2222 nt
Organism: Bursaphelenchus okinawaensis
Lineage: Eukaryota; Metazoa; Nematoda; Chromadorea; Rhabditida; Aphelenchoididae
Source: the annotation of a GenBank genome assembly
AUGGGUGCUUUCAAGAAGUUAAUAUGCGUCAUCAGUGGUGUGUUGAUGUUAACAACGAUCUCAUUUAAUACUUUGUCUCUUAAUAAUACAAACGUAAGUGGUUUGCUAAUUUUUAGAUGUUUUGCUUGAUUUUUGACAGUUUGUUACCUAAAAUUAGAAUCUUAGGCGGAUCUAUGGUUUUCAAUGAAAUUUAGGUAAUAAAAAACUUUAUAAGACGUUACCUGAUAUUUCAGUUAUACUUUGGUGCGAUUUUACUUUAUUUGUUACCUAACAAAUUAAUUUUGUUUUACUUGUUAGUAUUAUAUUUAAAGCUCUUAAAUUUUACAUUUAAGUUGAGUAAAAUAUGUGUUAUACUUCAGAUAUCAACGGUAACACUGCCUCAAGUUCAAAAAGCAAUUUCAUUGGAUUUCGUACAAUAUUCGAAUAUAGAUUACUGUGUAGGUUAUAAUUACUGGUCGUCGUCUGAUGAGUAUGAUGGUAAAAUCACAUUUGUAGUACAUUCCACAUACGACUACCUACAGUAUAUUGCAGAACACGUGAGUUUUCGUAUGUUUGAUUAAUUGUUAUAUUGUUGUAGGUGUUAAAGUACUGAAUAUUAGAUCAUCUUUUUACUUUUUUGUAUUUGUGGAUUGGUGCAUGGUUGUUGUGUUGAGUUAUUCAGGUUUUGCAGUUUGUUAUUGUUGUUGUUUUAGAUUCCAACUUGGACGGGUAGUAUAUCUUUGGCUUUAUAUGUUGACUAUGUGAAUGACGAAACUUUUGUGAAGAAUUUAAAUGUAGGUUCAUUAUAACUUCUUACUAUUAUUUGUAAUGAUUGUAAAAUUGAAAAUAGGUUUUACAUUAAAAAUACAAAAACAUUAAUGUCGCAAUGUAUACAAUAAUAUUGUUCAUGACAUUGUUUGUUUGUCUAGGCGGUUAUAUCCAAAUUGGAAGGUCUGGAAGAAGUCAAAAGUUCUCGGAAAGUGGGGGUUCACUUGUUUUACAAAAAGAAAAAGUCUUAUGAUGAGUGCCAAAGCUUCACAAUAUCAGGGGAGAACGAUGUGUACGAGAGUAAUAUCGACGACAUAUAUCCUAUAAAUGUGGCCAGAAACAUCGCCAGAAGAGGGACCAAGUCGAAUUUGUUCAUUUCUGGAGACAUCGAGAACUUCUUUGUACCUAAUUAUGAAGAAUGGAUGAGGAAGCUGGCUGAGACUACUCUGUUUGGGUGAGGUUCACCUUCUUUUGUUACCUAAAAUUUUAAGUUUUUGGUUAACAUUAUUUGUUUUAAAUUAUUUAUACUUUUGCUAUAGCAUUUUUAAUGCUAUAUCGGUAUAAACAUAUAAUUCAGUUACUUAUUGUUACCUUUUCAGUAAGGAACAAAAGCUGGUACUGGUUCAUCGAAGGUUUGAAGUGGCAGAAGGCAUGAUAAUACCUAAAACUAAGAAGCAAUUGUACAAAUUGUACCAAGAAAAGCUGGCAGUCGUAUUUCAUCAUUAUUUCUACAAAAUCGGUCAUACGAUUCCAAGGAUUGAGGAUUGGUUCAAACACCCUGAGGACAUGGAAUCAACUUCAGUUCAACAGGUAUUCUAUCAUAACUUUUCAAUUUGUUUUACACUGUUUCGAUGUACAACUACACGGUGUUCUUUCUGUUUUUUGUAUUUGUUUAUCUAAGUUGGUUACAAACUUGACCUUAUUUUAGGUAAUGAACUACCCCAACUCGAGAUGGGAGCCUCAGUUUGUGGGUCGCAGUGACCAAGUACCGUACCACGACGAGACUUUCCCCUUUAGAAUGAGCUCCAAUACUCAUUUGUGUUCGGAAAUGUGCAGAGCUGGCUUCAAGUUCGCAGUCGUAUAUGAUCUGUUCACAGUUCACGUUGGUAUAAAGAGGAAAGAGAGUGCUAAUGAGAAGUCGGUCAGGCUAAAAGUGUGGCACAAUGGCUACAGAAAGGUAAUGUUUUGAUUUUAAUGGGUUACUGUAAUUCAUUAAACUUAUGGUUUUUUGAAAUAAGGGUUUUACAGUAAAGAGUGGCUACUGUAAUAUAUUUUUGAAAUUUAUUACGUCAAUAUAACUCUGAUUACAAAAACUACAAUAUUAAAGAAAAACUUACUAGGACAUCAUGUCUUUAGUGUCAUAUCUGCACUGACCUUACUGAUAUACCACCUUUUAGGUGACCCAGAACUUUAUUCGCCGUCUGGACGAACAAUAUCCUGAUACCAAAGACAAGUGUCCUAAGUUUGUAAUGUAA